This is a messenger RNA of Moesziomyces aphidis, 834 nucleotides long. Lineage: Eukaryota; Fungi; Basidiomycota; Ustilaginomycetes; Ustilaginales; Ustilaginaceae. The record is from the annotation of a GenBank genome assembly.
AUGAAGACGGUUACGGUGGAAGUGGAUACGAUCCUGUUCGACAUGGACGGGACGUUGAUCGACUCGACGCCCGCUGUGAAUGCCACCUGGGCCUCCUUUGCGCGCCAGUACAAUCUCGAUCUCGACUUUGUCAUGCAGACCUGUCACGGCUACCGUACCGUCGAGAACCUGCAGCGCUUCAUCCCGUCCAUCUCGCAGGACGAAAUCCCCGCAGAGGUGGAGCGAUUCGAGAGCAACAUUCUCGUCGUGGCACGCGAGAACGCCUCGAAAGGUCAGGGCAGCAUCGUUGCCAUGCCUGGAGCCAAGGAGCUUCUCGCGCAGAUCAACUCCACUCGUCCCACCGCUGCUGUCGAAGCAGGUAACCACGGGUGGGCGAUUGUUACUUCGGCCACCAAGGCGUAUGCUCAACAAGGCUUCGCCACUGCUGGGGUCAGUGAUCCUCCUCAGGUCUUUGUUACGUCCGACCUGUGCACGAGGGGCAAACCUGAUCCUCAACCCUACCUCCUCGGGGCGGAAAAGUGCGUCAAGGACAUUUCGCGCUGUCUCGUCGUCGAAGAUGCACCUCCCGGUGUAAGGGCGGGUAAGAGGGCGGGUGCAAAGACGCUGGCGUUGAGAACAACGCAUGCGGGCGAAAAGAUGAUGCUCGAAGAGCCGGAUUUCAUUGUCGAGGAUCUGAGGAGCGUAAGCGCAGAGUGGAAGCAAGACGGCUCUGCGCUCGUGCUCACCAUCACCGCCGAAGAGCCCGAAAAGGGAGAAGCAAAGGGCAUCUCGCCCCUCGCACAGCAGAUCCAGCACCAAAACGAUCCAGCCGCCAAAGCCAACGGCCAUGCAUAG